CAGCUUAGUGACCUCGCACAAAAAAUGAGGAAGUGGAGACUUCGAGAGGCAGCCUCUGAUCAUUGGUCAAAUAAAGACGAGUCAGGAGAUUACGAAGCACAUGAACUUGUGGAGGAAAUGAUGAUUGCCACCAAUAAGGAAAUAGCUAAAUUUCUCUAUUCACAAUAUAGAAUGAUAACACCUUUGCGGACCCAACUUCCCCCCAAAGAGCACAGAUUAAGUAGCUGGCUCAAACAAUUCGGGAAAUUUAUAAAGUUGUCCUUGUUUCCACACGCCGUUUAUUCUGAUGAAGAACUGCAGAGAAUGACAAAAGAUGAGGGCAUUUCAGAAUUGCCAAAACUCAUGGUGCAAAAGUCCGUGUGGUUUGAUCUUUUUAGUGCUGCAGAAUCACUAGACAAAGUCAAGCUUCGCCAGCUGACUUUCAAUGAGAAGGAUCACUCUCAGUUGGCCAUCGCCAAAAGGCAAUUUGAGUGUAUUAAACAGAAGGCUCGAUACGUCUGCGAAGGAGAUCCAGAUGAAGCGAAGGGGAUGCCUGGCCACUUCUCUCAGAGAAUGGACCUCUAUACACACUUCACGUCACCUAUUCGACGAUACAUUGAUAUAGUGGUACACAGACUCGUCUUGAAUUUGAUAUCUGAGCGUAGCACGGGAGCACCCUCGACGGAUCGAGUUGCUGAGAUCUGUCGUCGUUCCACGUUCGCUAGUGCGAAUUCCAAACUCUUCAAAAAGGCAUGUAAUGAGGUUCACCUGGCAGCAAAACUCAGGGAAAAAAGCCACGAGACAACAGCAGUCGUUUCGACGAUCGAAGAUAGGAAAAUAAGGCUGGAAAUUACAAAACAAGAAUACGAUCAGGUCGCGAAAAGACAGAGAGAAAUCAAACUGAGCACUUUACAACCAUUUAGUGCUAAACAUGGUGGCUCCGAGGAAAUUGUACUUACUUGGAAGCUGAGACUUUACAUUGCUCCGGAGGGAAACAUCACGGAGAAACUUGAUCGUGAAAGAGAAAAGGUUUCCAUCCUUUUAUCUCAGGAAUUGCCAGAACGGGAAGUCUAUUACUUUCCAGGAGAAAGGUGGGAAAAGCUUUUGAAAGCACUUCAACAAGAAAACUUUGAACUCGUUACCUUGCUAAUUAGAGAGAUGGAUAAGCUUACCAGACCCCAAGAACAGAAUAACUUUCACAAUGGUGGAAAACUUGGGUCAAAUAUGGAGCAUACCCAUGAGAAACAGAUUUCUCUGAAGAAAUUUGAUACUGUAAAUAUUCAGCUCACUGCACAUACGACACACGGGGUUUUCCACCCAGAAAUUCAACUCUUCAAGAUUACCCCUGGUGUCCACAUUUGCGUCGAGCACCGCAAAUAUCCAAGGGAAUGUUUUACUAACGCACCAUGCUAUCAAAUCUCUGGGAAGUACUCGACUUUAGCUGAUUACAUCGCAGCCUGGGAACCCGUACUUGAUUUGGAAGCUGCAACAGUGGCUGUGAACGAGAACGAUGAAUUAACCAUACACAAUUUGGAUGUCAGG
This is a messenger RNA of Pocillopora damicornis (cauliflower coral), 1521 nucleotides long. Its product is annotated as 3'-5' exoribonuclease HELZ2-like. Gene Ontology annotation, molecular function: RNA binding; 5'-3' DNA helicase activity; RNA nuclease activity. The record is from RefSeq and is a predicted model, not a curated record. Lineage: Eukaryota; Metazoa; Cnidaria; Anthozoa; Scleractinia; Pocilloporidae.